AUGAGUCAGUCUAGCCAGUUCAGCCAGCGACAGCGCCCACGCAGGGCGCUCGACUACGACCUCGACUCGCUCAUCGACCUCUCGCAGCCGACACCCUCAAAGCCUCGCUCCAAGGACCCGAUCGACCUGACCGACUCACCAGAGCCGACCUUCUCGUCUCCAGCCCCUGGGCGCAGGGGGAAGGGCGGACUGUACCCCGUCAUGCCGACUGCGCCUCUGUCCCCCUCGACGCGGCCGAAUAACGCUCGUGCCCGCCCUCUGUCCUCUCAACCAUCACUCUCUUCCUCCAGCGUUUCCUCCCAGCGGGAAGUCAGCCUGUACGACGACUUCGACUCGGGAUUCGGGUCUAGCAUCUCCAAGCCCAAGAAGACGUCUGCUCCCACUCCCGCUCCCGCAAGGUCCUCGGCGCCCCGCAUGGCUAACGACUACGGGGCGUACAUUCGCCCAGCGACGGCGUUUAAGAGCGCGCCGCGCAAAUCGGCAUUCGACCAGCCGGGCUACAGGGAUGGGUGGCCCGAGUGGGUGUCUGCGCCGGCGAGCAAGGUGCCUUCCCCGCAAAGCGCCCCUGAGCCAGAGGAGAAGGACAAGGAGCCGGAAGAGGUCGAGAUGAACGGGGAGGACUUUGACCUGAACCAGGCCAAGUUCACGGCCGAAGACUUUGAGCGCUUCCAUGGCGACCCGGAGGAGCAGAUGCGCAACCUCCUCGCUGGCGCUGUGGGUGAAGGCGAGGGUGAGGGUGAGGAAGACGAGGAGGGCGCAGACACAGUCGAGGGCUUUGCAGACGGCAUGCGCCUCAUGCCCCACCAGGUCCGCGGUGUCAAGUGGAUGCGCGAGCGAGAGACUGGCAGGAAGUACGGAGGUAUCCUGGCUGAUACAGUGCAGACCCUCGCGCGUGUCGUCGAGGGAAGGCACACACCUUCAGAGAAGAAGGCCUACAAGGGCGGAACUCUUGGGCGUCUGAGGCUCGCACGAAGACACAGCCAGGUCUGCUCAAGAUCACGACUCAUCACGGGCCAGGGCGAACUUCCAGUGCUUGCGUCCGAGUUCAAGGCUCGGGGACAGCGUGCUGCUCCGUCGGACAGCGAUGACAGCGACGACGGCUUGCGGAAGAAGCUGAAACGCAAGAAGAAGGUCAUGGCGGCGCUGUACGACGUCAAGUGGCUGCGUAUCGUCAUCGUCGCGCUCAAGGCCAAGUACAGGUGGUGCUUGACCGGUACGCCGAUCCAGAACAACGUCGAGGAGCUGUUCAGCUUGUUCCAAUUCCUGCGUGCACGCCCGCUCGACAACUGGCAGGUGUUCAAGGCGCGUAUCUCUUCGGAGGUGAAGAACGGCCGAACAGGCAUGGCGAUGAAACGUUUGCACAUCAUCCUGAAGGCGAUCAUGCUCCGACGAACGAAAGAUGCCACUAUCAUCGUGCAGUGCGAGUUUGACGACGACGAGCGCGAGUUCUACGACGCGCUCGAGAAGAAGACGCAGCUCACGUUCAACAAGUUUGUUAACGCGGGCACGGCGAUGGCGAACUACACGUCCGUUCUCACCAUGCUGUUGCGCCUGCGCCAAGCGUGCGACCACCCGCUUCUUGUGAGCCGCUCGGCGGUUGACUCCGAUACACUCGGUCGCGACGGCGAAAACUUUGACCGGGAGAUGUCAACCGACGCGGUUGAGUUUGACGAUGGCGAGGAUCUCGCCGACCUCCUCUCCGGGCUGACGGUGGCGGGGCCGAAGAACCUGCCCGGCGUCGGAGGAAAACACUGUCUGGACUGCGUGCGGAUUACGCGUCGCGCCGGCUCGGAGGCGCGUGGCCUCCCUCCUUCUUCGGCCAAGAUCCGCAUGCUGCUGAAGCUGCUCCGCGAAGUCGACUCCCGCUCCAAGAACACGGAGAAGACGAUCGUGUUCUCGCAGUUCACCUCGUUCCUCGACCUGAUCGAGCCAUACUUCCGCGCCGAGGGUAUCGACUACGUCCGCUGCGGGCAGCACGGGUCUCAACCUUACAUGCUGCAACAACGUCGUGCUCAUGGAUCUUUGGUGGAACCCGGCGACCAGGCGUUCGAUCGCGCGCACCGUUUGGGCCAGACACGUGCCGUGAACAUCUGGAAGCUGACCGUGGAGGAGACGGUCGAGGACCGCAUCCUGGCUAACCAGAAACGCGAGCUUGCCAAGGCCGUUCUCAGCGGCGAGGGCGCAAAGAACCUCAAGCUUACCAUGGCGGACAUCAUGAUAUACCCUGUCCUGUCCGACGUGCCCGCCAUGCAUGCAUCAUCAGGUGGACGGGGCGUGCAUGUGGUGGCUGGCACCAUGUCGUGGUACGAGACGCUGACGAGCGCGCCGGUUCUGCUCGCGAUCGCGGUCGGCAUCUCCGCAAUCCUCUACGUCCUGCAGGCCAACCCCCAGCCGCGCGAGCACUGGGUCAAGCAGCAGCAGGAGGCCGCGAGGGCCGCCGCCGGCGGCACCAGCGGUGCGGGCUCCGGCAAACAAGCCACCGAGACCAAGGACCCAAAGGCGAAAUUGGCAGAGAGCAUUUCCGUGAUGAGCGCCCCCGCCGCUGACCUCGCCCCGCCCAAGGACGACCCCAUCUCUGUCGCUGAGCUCCGCCAGUACGACGGUUCGGACCCCUCCAAGCCGAUCUAUGUCGCGAUUAAGGGCAAGGUGUACGACGUCUCGAACAAGAAGGAGAUGUACGGCCCCGGCGCCGGCUACAACGUCUUCGCGGGCAAGGACGCCAGCAAGGGUCUCGGCAUGUCCUCGCUCGACCCCAAGGACGCGAUCGCCGACUACUCGACGCUGAACGAGACGCAGAUGAAGACGCUUGACCAGUGGGACUCGUUCUUCGCUAAGUUCCAAGCUGACGAUCAGCGAUACAACAUUGUCGGCAAGGUCGUGCCCUAA
Messenger RNA from Trichosporon asahii var. asahii CBS 2479, 2886 nucleotides. RefSeq names its product DEAD/DEAH box helicase involved in nucleotide-excision repair. Bases 1 to 2886 code for a protein of 961 amino acids. Lineage: Eukaryota; Fungi; Basidiomycota; Tremellomycetes; Trichosporonales; Trichosporonaceae. The transcript is spliced from 16 exons. Gene Ontology annotation, molecular function: ATP binding; ATP-dependent chromatin remodeler activity. The record is from RefSeq and is a predicted model, not a curated record. Gene Ontology annotation, cellular component: cytoplasm.